AAAACCAAUAGCAGUGGUGUAAUUCCCCCUACUUAAUCAACCCUUGGAGGACCUAUCAAAAAAUUUCUACAAAGGGACACCACAAAGCAAAGAAAUAGGGAAAGAGAAACAUCACACAGAAAGAAGGCAUCAUCACACAUAUAUCUUUCUUUUGCAGACAGCUGAAAAUUUCUCAGAAGCAAGAAGGCAUGCAUAGAGGUGUUCUUCAGAGCUCACCAGUGCAACAAAUGAUGGCUGGAAACCCUAACUGGUGGAACAUCAAUAUCAAUACCAUGCCUCCACAAGCUCCUCCUUUCUUCUCCACUCCUUCAAACUUUUCCAUCCCUUAUGCUCCCUCUUCUCUCCCCUUUCCUUCUUGGAAUGAAAAUCAAGACCUUCCUGAGUCAUGGAGCCAGCUACUCAUGAGUGGGGUGGUGGAUGAACAAGGUAAGGUUGGGAUGGGCCAGUUUCAGACAAAGAAGUUGGAGAACUGGGAGGAUCAAAUGCUAGGUCAGCCUCCAAACGCUUCUCUUGUUGAUGUUAAGCAAGAAAAUUCAGUUAACAGCUAUGUAUACGGCCAUGGAAACGAAGAGCUUCAGUCAUCAAAGCCAUCCUGGUCUCCGAAAUCCUGUGCCACUAGUUUCAGUAGCAACAUGUUAGAUUUCACUAACAGUAGUAGCACAGAUGCAAGGCUUCCUCCACCAGAUCGAUCUUCUGAGUGCAAUAGCACUGCAGCUGGUGGGGCACUGAAGAAAGCUAGGGUUCAACCCUCUGCUACAACACAGGCUACAUUCAAGGUCAGAAAGGAGAAGUUAGGCGACAGAAUUACAGCUCUUCAUCAGCUCGUUUCCCCAUUUGGGAAGACUGACACAGCCUCUGUCUUGUUAGAAGCUAUUGGGUAUAUCAGAUUCCUUCAGAGUCAAAUUGAGGUGAUGUUUCUUCUCCACUCUUUACUUUCCCAAACAACCACGAGCCUCUGAUGCAAGCUGCACGCUGUUAAAGCUUCAUUUCACAUUGGAACAUAUUGAAAUUGAUCCAAUGCAUAUAAUAAAAAGAGAGAC
Messenger RNA from Vigna umbellata (rice bean), 1040 nucleotides. Lineage: Eukaryota; Viridiplantae; Streptophyta; Magnoliopsida; Fabales; Fabaceae. The record is from RefSeq and is a predicted model, not a curated record.